GGUGGGGGGUAAGAGGGGUCCAGGCAUGGAGAGGGCGCAGUACCGCGCUAUCCUCCGUAUCGUUGACACGUCGAGCGGAAAGAGUGCGGAGAGAAGAGGGAGAGAGAGAAAGAGAGACGGAUCCACAGAAGAAAGAGAAAGGAAAAAAAGAGAGAGAAAGAGAGUGACGGUAAUACCGUCGCGGUGUCGCUCGUUUAAUUGGCACUCGCGGAAUCGCCGCGCGCGGAUAAUCGUUCCUUUGCCCGAUUGCGGUGUCCGGAGGACUUCCGGUCGCGGAGAGCGGCUUCGCGAACGCGGUCAGUAGUGGCGCGUCGACAGUCGCAUCGCGCACGGUGACGCGUAAUCGUCGGCGCGGUCGAUCCGCGUUAGCUGAUCGUCGAUCCGGCCCGCGUAGAUCAUCGCAUCCGCCAGCGUUGCGGUGAAUCGCGUCGUUCGCCGCGAGUGAAUAAUUGGUGAGAUUGUUCUGUCCUGUCAUCUCGUGCCUGUCCCGCGGGAACCACCGGAGAACAAUGCUGACGUUCCUGUUCGCCGCGGCGCUCGUCGUCGCGACGCCGUGGGUCCACGCCAGCCAGGUGACCAUGGACGCCAAGAUCCGCGACGACUCCGAUCUGUCUCAGUUCUAUCAGCUGCUGGAAGCCAGUCAUGUGGCCAACACCACUCUCACGUAUCGCCAUGUGACCGUGUUUGCGCCUACCAAUCGAGCAUUCCAGAAGUACAACGGCAGCACGAAGAAUUUGGUUCUGUAUCAUAUGUCGAAUCGACCUCAGACAAUCGAAGACUUGAGGGAGUCGAUAUCCUCCGAGUUGGAGGGCAACCCACCCCUAUGGAUCACCAGGAAACAGGGCCCGUACGGCGUGGAAGUCUACAUUAACAACGCAAAGAUUCUCCUGGAGCAGAGCAACUUCCAAUCCAAACUGAAGGUCAAUGGUGACACCAUGACACAGGUCUUGCACAUCAUAAACGAGGUAUUGGAGCCGGUGCGAUCCAACUCGGCGGAGACGCCGAUCUACAAUCCAAACGCUUUUCAAUUCUUGAACCAGAGCGAGAAUCUCAAUUUGGGCGAUCAUCGCGUACGUACCUUCCGACAGCGGAUCAUCUUUGAGAAGAAGGAGUCUGCCUUCAAGGCUGAGGGUCGUUACACCUUUUUCAUCCCCGUUGACGAGGGUUUCAAGCCGGAACCGAGGCCACAGAAGAUCGAUCGCGACGUGAUCGAUGGACAUGUUAUACCUGAUCAAGUUCUCUUCACUGGACCAACGCCGGACAACACUGCGUAUCCAACCCUUGCGUUCGGAGACAAUAUCAAGGUUGUCGCUAGCUUUCAGCGACAACACAAUAAAGUCUACGUGAAAUCGAACACUCUAUUCGGCAACACGGUUCACCCGACCGGAGUGGUGCUGGCAGAAAUAGUGAAGGCGAACAUCCCGGUGCGCAAUGGCGUCGUACAUCUGAUACAACGACCGCUUGUGGUGAUUGACACCACAGUGAAGGAUUUCCUGGAGUCCUUCAAGGGCAUCGAAAAGGAGGACGGACCGGUGUACAAGUUUUACGAGACCAUCCGCGAUUUCGGGGAGGAUAUUAUGAGCAACAUCAAUCGCCUGCGUGACGUGACCCUCUUCGCGCCCAGCAAUGCCGCGUUGGAGAAGCCCGGCGUGAAGCAGAUCCUGCAGGACAAGAAGCGCGUCAAGGAGAUCCUCAACCUUCACUACGUCAUGGAACGACUACCACUCGACAUAAUCAAGCAAAAGAGUGUCAGCGAGUUAAACAUAACAACCGACAAAUCGGCCGACAAGACACACGGGGUGUCGACCGCUGCCAAUAAGCAGAAGCUGUUCUUCAAUGUGGUGCAAACCCCGUUCGGGAAUCAGACCGUCACCGUGGAGGGUGGCGGCGUGAACGCCACCAUCAUCACCGCCAACAUCGCCGCCACCAACGGGGUUAUUCACAUAAUCGACAGGCUUCUCGGGGUGCCGUACACCACUGUGUUCGAGAAGCUCAGGACCGACCCGAUGCUCAACACGACCUACAUCCUGGGCCAACGACGUGGGUUCAACGAUCAGCUUAACGACACGACGAAGCGCUUCACGUACUUCGCACCACGCGAUUUCGCCUGGAAUUCUGCGAAGGUUGCUUAUCCGUCAACCACCAAGAAGCUCUUCAUGCCUGAGUACAGUUAUCAUACGAAGCAGAUCCUGGAGCGACACCUCGUAAUAUCGGACCAUGCGUACACGAUGGCGAAGAUCAGAGAAAUUAGCAACGACACCAUUGUGCUGCCGACAGUCAGAGAUUCCCUGAAGAUUCGCGUCAAGGAACAUGGCGAAAAUGGGAAGUACGACGAAAACGCAAUCCGUCCAGACAUAGACACAUCCGGCUACCAGCUAGAGUGGAACGGCAAGUGGAUACGAAUCAUGCGUCCGGAUGUCGAGUGCACCAACGGUGUCAUCCACGUGAUCGACACCGUGUUGCUCAAGGACAGCGAUGUCCGGGUGACAGGCGGCGCGUCGCUAGCCACCUUCGCACCCCACCUGAUCAUGAUACUGAUAGCCAAGUGGUAUCUGUAAGAGAAUCUGAUUCGCGUCGCGUCUCAUCGCAUCUACACGCAGGUGCGUCUAUAGGAAUUUUCAUGGGGCCGUCUCCGAUCGUCCUCGCGCGAACAGCGGCGGCGGCGACGAUGACAACAAUGACGACGACGACGACGUUGACGACGACGAUAAUAAUGACGACGAUGACGACAACGAUAACGACGACAAUGACGACGAUUACCACGAUGGCGACGCGGGAAGGCACGGCGAAUUAAAAGAGCGCGGUCGUACGUCCCUUUCGAUCGUAUCCUGCGUUCGAAAGGAGAAUACUUGUCAUCAUAGUGAGUGAAGGCUGUGAGGAAAGCAAUGAGGGAAGGGUAAAGUCGCGGAAAAUCCAAAAAUCUGGGAAAACCCGGGAGAACAGGAAACCAAAGAUUCGAACUAAGAACCUAAUGAUCCGAGGGUAGCGGAAUCGCGGGGCGGAUUCGAGCGGGUCCGGGUCUGAGGAUCAUACAUGUGACGUCAAGCGGUUGCGGACGGGGGUGGAAAAAGGGACAGGAAAAUGUGUCCGCCACCAGUUUACGCUGAUAGUGAUCGCACAUGGAACGAAGAUGGCUCUCUCACACAGCGAGGGAACGACGGGGACGAUGACCGAGCACUCACGAUCGUACGGCCUCACAGCCAGGAUAGCCUAUUAUUUAUUGCGUAAUCGUCCGUGGACGUAGCGGGACACUUUUACGGGUUAGAAGCGUUAAUCGUACCAAAUAAAUGGUUAAUCGUACCAAGUAAUCUAAAUAAAUUUAUAGAGGAGGGGCGGCGGAGAGGCAGGAAGGGUUGAGAUUUCGAGGAACCUACUUCGAGUACAAGGGCAAUGACGAACUGCAAUCCCAUGCAAUUUUUAGCGAAUGACGACUGACGCGUGAGGUACGAGUGAAAUCGCGAUCUUAAUCAUCGAUCGUCGCUUAACAAUUUUUUUUAUUAAUUAAAUACAUCAAAUUGGAAAGAUUUUACUUGAUUCUACUCUUUCACGAAGUAAAACGUAUUUACGAUUUCUCGUCUGAUGUAAAUUAAUUAAUUACGCGUAUAUGAUCGAUCAACCGUCGUAAUCGUGUCGUGAUUUCAUUUCAACCUCGCACGUCAUUUUGUAGAGCUAAUAAGAACUUAACAUACCGAUAAGCACCGGAUAACGCACUGAGAACGAGACUCACGAUUUCUUCGCGGAAUCCUACGAUUUUAUACGACGCCAAUCGUAAACGUAAAGUCCAGAGUCCCUUCCCCGCCACGCGACGACGGUAAUAAAGCUAAGCGCCAAUAUUGAUCGCUCUUUUCAAUUAACGACAGUAAUAAAGCCAAACGCAAUAUCAAUCAUCCUUCCAAUCAAUUAGCGCGGCGAACAAGUAAAGCGCUUGCCGAGCAAGAAUCCAUCUCGUGGAUAUUUCCACUUUGAAGUCCAUCAAUUUUUAGAAUCCUCGUGUCCUCCACGAUUCUUGGAUCCUCAGACUGGAUAAUCGGAUUUCGUAGGAGAUCAUCAAGUGUCCGUGAAUCCUUCAAUUCUUAAAACAAAUUUUUAAAUUUCAUCAGCUCCUCAAACAGGAUCGGGGCCUUGUAGAUCCCUGCGGAUCUCCGAGUGUUCAGCCCUACGGAUCCUCGAAUGUGGAUCGAUUGUCACGCAUCAGCGUGCAUUUGGCUGUAUCGAUUCGCGACAGCCGGCAGCGAAAUCGAAUCGGGCGGACGCGCGAGCACAUCAAUGUCCGUCAACGUCAUCUCAGGUACACGCGGACGCGGGGGCGAACGUUUUCACCCCCCAGAUAAUGGUCGUUCUCUCCGAGGUAUCGUAUUUUCUCUCGACCCUUCCGUCGUCGCGGAAGGGUUAACGGCCGCCGCGGCCGCUCAGGGACGGCCCCGAACGACACAUAUACACACACACACACACCGCUAUGUAUCAUAUCGUACGACUACUUACCGAGAAUACUGCCAUGUGCGUUGCGCAUAUCGCGAGCUUGCGAACGAGCUUUUGUACGAUUAUUAUUACCGAACAAGAGAGCCGGGGAGAGAAAGAGCUCCAUCUCGAAAGAUUCCUAAAAAGAACAGGCGCACUUCUAGCGAGUUAUCAGGAUCUAGAAGCAUUCUGAAUGAGAAAAUGCAUAAGGAGACAUUCGACAUUUUCCGCUCUCCUUACUCUUGUGGAAAUUCUGAAGAAAUUUUGUAUUUUCGUGUAUUCUGCAGCCCGAUAACUCAUACGAGGGAAUCGGUAAGAGGCUCAUUCUGUGGCACCAGGAAGAUUGUUAUCUAAAUUAGAUCAAAGAAAUAAUUAAAUUGUCCAAGUCUAUCAGGAUAGCAAACGAUGUAUGGGGAGGAUCAGUGUGAAGAUCUAGAAUUAUUAAACUAAUCCCGGUUUCGGAAGAACGGGAAAAUUCCGCGUAGAGUCCGCGGAAUGAGCUUUUAUACGUUUCCCCGGAUUCGCCUGUUUUUCUUUUUUACAAGAGGAAGACAUUCCGUGACCAUAUCUACUUUCGGCGCACAGCACGCGCUAUCGUCCCAUCGUAAUAACUGUGUCCCGAUGAGCUUUCUUUCCCCUCCGCAUCCAGCUCAUCGCGUUAUUACACGGACUGGCUGUCCGUAUAGCGAACUUACCGUUAAGCCCCUUAGCUGUAUGCGUGUAAGCAAUAGCGAGGAUACGCGCGAUCGUCCCGUCCGGAAGUGGAAACUUCCAAAGAUGCGGCGGAGACCGGCACAGGCCUGAGAAAUGAAAUGAAAUCAAAUGGAAUUCAGAUCGAAAGGCGGCAAUUAACCCUUUCGCUGCUCGAAAUCCCUUUCCCUGCUAGAGUUCCCGUUUCGUCGAGGGUGAGGUAAGUUUUCGAGAGUCUUGAUAGACGUGAUACCACGCUAAUCUUCGACAGUUUCGCAGAUGUUUCCCGGGCGGGUAAUAUCGCAAAAUGCGCUUAUUCGCGAGGGUUGAUCCUUAGAUUAUCGAACCAUUACGACUUACGCGGAUUCUCACGGAGAGCAAGAUUUCGCAUUCAUCGAUUAAUCGAACGCUGCCUCAGCGAACGGUAUCGCGUAAGUUUGUCUCUACCGAGGAAUUGAAUAUUAAUUAAUUGAAUAUUGAACGAUAUUGAAUAUUAAAGAACAAACAGGGAUUCUCAAUUAACCGUUCUCGCUGAGGCGAAACCGAUUUCGUGAAUCAAGUCCCGCGGACUUAGUACGUUGAUAGGUUUUUCUGCAGUGAAAGGGUUAAGGAAGAAAGGAAGUACGAAUAUACCCGGCACGGAACACGUUCGAAGCUCGAAGAGGGAUGAAGCCUCGAAAUUUCGUUGUCCUCCUCGAGGACGAGGUGCAAUGCGGCGAGAAGCGCAAGGUAUAGUUCACGUUAAACUGAUAAAACGCCGAAACCUAAAUGAAAGACAAUUGACUGAUCGGAUCGUCGUUAAGUUUUCAAACUGCGGUCCGGCAACUUGUUUGCGUUAAUCGCGUAUAAAGAGAGUGUUUGUAAUUAGCGGCGCGUAAUCGAAGCAGCCACAACCUUCUCCACGAAAAAAAUUUGAUUUAACAAAAUAAAAAAAGACAAGUCGAUGUUAUACGUGUGUUGAUAUCAGUCUAAUACAUAUAUAUAUAAAACAAAUAAAUAAAGAUAUAUAUAAUAAACAGAGAUAUAUAUUAAUGAGGAAGAAAGUAUCGAUCGAAGGGACGAGCCGAGGAAAGACGAAGAGAGACCAGACUAAGAGAAAGAAAGAGAAGGAAGAAACAAAAAUGCUAUCAGAUGAUAACUUAAACUUGUUGUUGGGAUGAAUUGAUAUUACGAAUUAUUAUUAUUAUUAUUAUUAUUAUUAUUACAAUUAUUAUCUAUAUAAAAUAUACAUAAACUCUAAUUAACACUGUUUGCUCGUUAGAUGAACCAAAUGGAAAACGAAAAAAAAAUAGUGAAACUCUAUUUCUCCGUGUAGACGUGUCUUAAUGUUCAGCUUGCUCGGCAGCCACGUUUGCGGGCUACCGACGUAAGAGAGCUGGGUUUCUUCGGGGCUGCCAUAAGUCGAAGAGGGACGUUCGAGUCCGCUCGGUACGCGGGUGACGAGAUUAAACGGACUGCGAGGCUUACAAGUUUUCACGCUCGUAGGUGAACGUCGUAUACACGGAAGUAAGAUGCACACGCCGCCGGUGUUGUUACCAGAACGCUGCGAGAGAGGACGAAGAGAAACGUUGAGUUGAGGAAUCGACUACCGUCCGCGACGGGUCCGACUGAUCGCAUUUGAGAAUUUCUGCUUGAGAAUUUCGACGUGCUCAUCGUGGAUGGAUGUACGUUAAUACGUGAAAAAAGAGAUCGUAGAAGAAUGUUGCAAAAUUCUAAAGACUCGAGUUUCUUCUUGCCUGGAUCCCGCCGAUCGAUGGUAGUCGAUCGGAAGAGAAGAAAAUAAAUCAUGGGAAAGUGCAUUUAUGAUUUCUGUUUUCAAUUCGCAAGCGAAGCUACGGCGAACAAGUACAGCUAAGUUUAGUGCUAUCCUCGCGCGAGUAAUUAUUAAUUACAUAGGAUUACGAGAAUAGAAUUAGCCGUAAUCUCUCUCUCCUCAUAGAAGCGAGUAGACGCGUUGCGUGGAACGCUCGCCGAGCCUGAAUAUCCGGACGUGCCCGCCGGUGAUCGAUCUAUGACUCCUCGAGCUCGUAGACGCGGAUGGAUCGGAGCACAUUAAACGCAGAAGCGAAAAUAAUUAAGGCGCAUUAAGUAAUUAUCGUGGGUCUAUCGGUGUAUCUGCGGGUGUUCAGGCUUCGGCGGCACUUAUUUAAGAUCAAAAUUCCCCCGAGAUAUACCAUCCCAUUCGUGCAUUCCAGGAAAUCGUUCCGUUUAAAGCGCUAAUCGUUAAGGGAACCGCCGACGCACGCCAUCGCCAUCGACACGAACGCGAUGGCGAACCACGGCUAUAAUCGUCACGCAGCAUCGAUCACACCGAUCCCCUUCGCUAUCAUUUUUAUCAUCGCUACUGUUACUCCUCCCUCCCCUCCCCACGUUUUUAUCUCGCGAAGAACACUGGCGAAAAUGAUCGCGAACGCCCGAAGCACUCGAGCACGUGUUGCGCGCGUUUUGCGCGAAUUUUCCACGCAUUUAAUUACAUACAUACACACACAGCACACACGCGUAUUUAGAAGUCACUCGCAGAGGCAGACGUGUUCCCUCUGUCCUCGUCGCACGAUCAUUUCGAGCCACGUGUUUCUGACAUCGUGUCUCACACUCGUAUCCGGCUACGUAAGGACUCGACGAUCCAAGGUUCCUGGGAUUCCGAGGCUGCCGGAACAGCCGAGAGGCUCCCGGCUAGGCUGCGGCUGUCGGGAUUCGAUAGAUAUCCGCGGUGCACCUGAACAUCCGGGGAUAUUCUCGCCUGGAGCCCGCCUGCCGGAUGCCGGCCGCACGGCGAUUCGAGGAACCGACGAUUUAAGGACCCAAGGAUACGCUACUGAUUGCAUUUACGCGCGCAGCCUAGGACGGCGCAGAAGGUGCCGGUCGAAGGGCGCGCCUUUUCAGAGCAGGCUCGAUGAAACGGCGCCACGCGCCGCGAUGUUAACGUUCGUUAGCCUAAGUACGGGGUUUUUAAGCUUUUUAAAGUUACGACCGCGGGGAGAGCGCGAUUCCCCGCUGGCGGCAGGUGAUACCAGUAAGUGCAACCAGUAACUUAAGCACGCCACACACCAUUACGGUAAAUCAUUAAUAAUGUAAGAGUAUAGAGUACAUAUAAAGUGACAUAAGAGAGCGCGAAAGAGAGGGAGAGAAAGAGAGAGAGAGAAAGAGAAGAGGCGUAGGAGAGAAAGGGAGAGAGAGAAAGAGAGAGAACGCGCGAGCGUGAGAGACCGUGGUUUUUAAAUUCCGAAUGCGAGGAGCGUAUAUAUAACGUGUAAGCGAUUUCGUAUUUUAAGCGCCGGAUAGGCAAGUUUCACAGAAAUUAACUGACGAACUAUUAAGGAUUAUAUAUUAUUUAUUAGCUAUUAUAAAAGUAUAUAAUAUAAAUAUAUGUAUAUUAUAAAUAUAUAUAUAUAUUAUACCUAUACUGUAGUAGGGGAAAUCAAAUUUUAUGUACCACAGAGCUAUUUGUAUAAAAGGCAUUUGUUUCAUCAACCACGUUCAUGAAUUGACAUCGCUGGACAUUUGAUUGCCACCACCGACACCGCCGUCGAUGAGUAAUUUUAGGUAAUAUAUAUUUUGGAUAAUUAAUCACGAGAGAACUUCUAGUUUUUAUUAGGACCUAGGUGUACGUAUAUUUGCAUUAUGCUUAUAUUCCGUCAGAAUAAGUUAUUAAGUUUCUAAGUCAUGCGCGCCUGCCUCCGCGGGGGGAGGCGGCGCUUUUAGCGAGCGAUUUUUACGGAAGGGCCCCGCGUCGGGUUUUGGGCCGAUCGAAUUCGCAAUGAAGGAAGGAAGCAAGGCUGUACGUACCUCCGAAUUCGCGGGCGAACCGAUGGCGCGCGUCAACCCUCCGUCCUCCAAAAUCAGACCGCAAGGAAUCCAAGAAUCCCGAGACUGAACGAUCCAUUUGAAAAAGGGAAAGUUUCAAGAUCAAAGGGAAAUUGUGGAUCUAAUAAUCAUAAGCGUACACUUAGUAAGGAUACUACGUGCAAUCCAACAUCCUCAAUCGAUAUUUUUUUCGAUCGGUUAACUACGCAAUGUGCAAUGACAGAAAAUUUCUUUCUUUUACUUCGGAAAAAGAAUUGCUCCACGGAUUAAGGGUUGACAGAGCCGCGGGGUGAAUGGAGCUUUAAAAGCCCGAUUCGGCCGUCGUUCGUCCGGCGAACGUUCACUUCACUUGUAUCUCGCUUCACUACACUGUGUAGAUCCGAUCGCUUUUGCUGUAUGAUUUUACAAAGAAUAAAGAACACCUACAAGAUA
Molecule: messenger RNA, 9384 nt
Organism: Ooceraea biroi (clonal raider ant)
Lineage: Eukaryota; Metazoa; Arthropoda; Insecta; Hymenoptera; Formicidae
Gene: Fas1
Product: fasciclin 1 Fas1 domain-containing
Biological process (GO): cell adhesion; extracellular matrix organization
Cellular component (GO): extracellular matrix
Molecular function (GO): cell adhesion molecule binding
Source: RefSeq, a predicted model, not a curated record